CUCUCAGACACAGACGUCAGAUCAGUCGGGAAUUGACCAAUAGGAGGGGGGCAAUAGCCUUGUAGGCCCCGCCCACACACUGCUUGACAGACAUCUUAGCAUAUCAUCUGGUAGCACGGAGACCGACUCGUUUGAAAUGAGAGAGCUCGUCUUUACAGGUUAAAUUGAAUUAAUACAAAAUCCAAUUAUUUCGUGAAAACAUCUGUAACCUAUGUAGACUCAUACUGUACGUCCAGUAUUUAGAUUUUACUCCAUGUAUAUAUUUAGUGAUUUUUCAGAUGCAAAUCCUAAAUCUGUUGCUUCAAAUACUAAGCACACGUUGAUGGAGAAACGUUUGUACUUUGUGUACUUUAACACCAUGAUACUAUAGCAAUAGUAAUACUGUAUUACCUCUGAGCACUACAAAAUCAAAUCUGGUGAGGAAUUACACAAAAAAUGAUUCCAACUGUUUUAUUUCGCUCACAAUAAACAAAGACACUUUUGUAUUUAGUAAAGAUAGUUGUUUUCAUUUUAUCUUAUUAAUUAUCCGCUUCUACAACAUGAGCUGGUUCCACAGAGGAGCUUGGGAGCUAAAGGCUCUGCCUCCAUUCUACAUGUAGAACCUCCUGAACCGAUAGAUCACGGCUGAGAGAGGAGCAUGAGGAGCUAUGAAGAAGCUGGUCAUUAGGAGGUUUGGAAGUUUAGAUUCUGUCUAAAGUUGUUGACCAAAGAAUUUUAUAGACAAUGGGCACAAAGUGACUGAGAUGAAUGAAUGAGUCAAUCAGUUGCUGAGGUGCUGCCCUCUGCUGUCACGAGUCUAACAACAAGUUGCUCCUGGUAAAUUCAGGAAUCUGUGGCCACAGUGAAGUAAAUAGUCACAGCAGGGGCAAAAACAGAGACAUUAAGGCCAAAGCAGAUACACAGAUAUUAUUAUUGUGUCAGUACUGAUCUGCUAUUUCAUUCCCUCUGUUGGUCUCAGGACCAAGGUUAUAUAUUUGUUGUUGUUAAGUGUAAUAGUUCAAGCAAUACAAUAUUCAAUAGCUUUAUGGACAACUCACCUAAACAUAGCAUUCACAUUUUAACAUAUAAUCCAUUCAGAAAUUAAACACCUAGAUCGCAUUCCUAAACCAGAAUAAUGUAAUUCAACCAAAUCACUCCACGGACGUGGCAUCACUGACAGAUGGAGGGAGGUCCUGUUAGUGCAGUAGCUGUGUCCACAGGGCACGGUCACCGCCCAGGCAGAGGAGGUCCAGACAGAUGGAACAACAGAACUUCUCCUGGUCCAGUUCAAUUCCUCUCUGAGCCAUUGACACUUCUCAGAGUUUCACUCACAGCAGUUGAAGACCUGAUCCAAAGCUCUUAGUUUCAGGUUGAGCUGCUGAUCUGCAGUGACCUAAACAGGAAGUACAUGGACAGAGAUGAGCUCACUGUGUUAAUUCUUCUGCAAUAUUAUAAGAUGGGAAGUGCUCUGAAGGAGAACAAAGUACUUUUAGAGCAACUUCCUUUAACCUCUGGUGGUUGUGGAUGCUGUUUGUCCGACUGUCUUUCUUUAGCAAAGUAGUUUGGUCAUCAUUUAUAUAUCAUCCUUCUUUCUCUAUGUCGUAAGUAAACUCCCCAUCGUUCUGCUCCGUUGGGCUGAACUUGGAGAAGUUCAGAUCAGUUCUAGACAUACUCUGAUCACACUCCUUAAGUUCUAAGCAUGAAGUCUUAAUAUACAAGGUUCUGAUCAGCUUUAACGCUUCCAAAGUGCAAAAAUCCCAGUUGUAGCUCCUCAGCUUCUACAAACGUGAACAAGCCUAAUUACAUCUUCAUCUUCCCUUUAGAAGCUUCACUGGAGCCUGGACACAAACGUCACAUUCUAACCUCGGCGCUGAAGAUGUUCUGAGAAGUGUCCGUCGGCUCUGACAUCCUGUUGACUCAGCUGAACUCGUUCAUCUGAUUGGUCAGUUGCUGCUGCAGGCAACAGCUCAAAGCCUCAAAGCAAGCGGGAUACUGACAGCAGCAGCUGUGUGGGCUAAGGGGAUCUCAGAGUUCCUCCCUUGCUGUGAGCACAGCCCAAACGCUCUGUCCUCCAGACGGACGGUUGGUGCAAUCAAAGGUCCGGUCCAUCCCUGGGUGUCAGAUCAGGAAACGGUGUUACCUCAGCAGGUUUCUGAGGUAAUUAUUAGGUUUAGGUUGUGUGUCCUGCAGCAGGUGGAUUCAUCAGACAGAUACCACAAAGUCCAGAUCCUGAGGGGCACCCAGCAGAACCGUUGGACUGACAGGGAAUCACAGUUAAUGGUACAAAGUCCCAGUACCAGGUUCCUAUCUGAAAAUUUAUCUCCAAGGAGAACAAUGGGUGGAGCCGUGUGUAGGGAGGAGGCCAAGGAACCGGACAGGGACGACAGUCGGACACCAGCCGACAGAAUCAGACGAUUCACCUCCAAACAGUCCGGAUACAACAUGCUGAGUCUGGCUCGCAGAGGACUGAAGGAGGCCCCAGACGAGCUGUGGGAGCUUCUGGAGCUGGAGAAGCUGAACCUGUCUCUCAACGCGCUGAAGGUUCUUCCUCCUCAGUUGGCGCAGCUCUCCAGCCUGGUGGUGCUCAAUCUGUGGGGCAACCAGCUGAGCAGCCUGCCUGCAGAGAUCGGACAGCUCAGGAGACUCCGGGUUCUGUUUGCUUACAGAAACAGACUGACAGAAGUUCCUGAGGAGCUGGGAGCCUGUACACAGCUGGAGGUGCUGAGUUUGGCCAACAACCAGCUGUCUUCGCUGCCAGCUUCUCUGUCCAACCUGACACGACUCAGAAAACUCAAUCUCAGCAACAACAUCCUCGUUUACAUCCCGGGCUGCGUGUACAACAUGAAGGCUCUGGUGUUCCUACACCUGGCCUGUAACCGUCUGCAAAACCUGGCAGAGAACAUCCAGUCUCUGGUGGAGCUGAAGAUCCUGAUUGUGGAGGGAAACUGCCUGCACUCUUUGCCCAAGGCCCUCUGCUGCCUCACCAAGUUGGAGCUGCUGAACCUGGACUUUAACAACAUAAAGGAUGUACCUCAGAUGCACCACUUGACCCGUCUGGAGAAGUUGGCCUGCCAUCCUCUGGACAAGGGCCUGCACAUCGUCCACAACCCGCUGCUCAAGCCUGUGAAGGAGGUGCUGGACGGGGGCCUCUCUGCCCUCUUCACCUACCUGAAAGCUGGGUAAGGUGGGGAGGUGCGGCCCCCGCAUCCAGCAUCCGCAUUCCAAAUGAGGGCUUAUUAGAUGAACAGGAGAUAAAAACAGGAGCUGUGGUCACUGGCUUCACUGGCAUGAGACUCCAGACAACAGUUUCUGACUGUGACGUGAUACGACUGAACACCUGGAAAAAAGCAUCCAUUUGUAUUAUUCACACCAAUGAUAACGUUUGUCAACAGUUUUUUCCUUUAUUUAAGUCCCAGAUGAUACAGGUUUAGGCUUUUUUAAUGUGUGACUUUUAUUCCUUUUUGUUUGGUUUACUUGAUCGUUUAGUUAAUAUUAUUGUAGUAGUAUUGUUAGUAGUAGUUGCAGCAAUAUAUAUAUAUAAAUGACAGGAUGUGCAUCUUUUCAUUUACUGAAUCUAUGCUAUCAACCUUCAGACACAUACAGUAAACAUGUUGGACGUUUCUUAUGUCUGGUGUGUUGUACCAAAACCGACCAGCAGGGGGCAGCAUCGUGAGGCGGAUCUGCGCAAAUACCGACUUGGUAAUUUGCAACAUGUGGAGGAAACUGCAACUUUGAUUUCUGUUUUUACAACCUGGAUAUAAAAACUGUUAAACAUGUGAAUAAACCGUUUAAAAAAACAA
Molecule: messenger RNA, 3779 nt
Organism: Betta splendens (Siamese fighting fish)
Lineage: Eukaryota; Metazoa; Chordata; Actinopteri; Anabantiformes; Osphronemidae
Product: leucine-rich repeat-containing protein 30-like
Exons: 7
Coding region: 2257-3162 (301 amino acids)
Molecular function (GO): protein binding
Source: RefSeq, a predicted model, not a curated record